Rhodamnia argentea is the source of this 1822-nucleotide messenger RNA. RefSeq names its product protein DETOXIFICATION 56. Gene Ontology annotation, cellular component: membrane. The transcript has a single exon. The record is from RefSeq and is a predicted model, not a curated record. Gene Ontology annotation, molecular function: xenobiotic transmembrane transporter activity; antiporter activity. Gene Ontology annotation, biological process: xenobiotic detoxification by transmembrane export across the plasma membrane. Lineage: Eukaryota; Viridiplantae; Streptophyta; Magnoliopsida; Myrtales; Myrtaceae. The coding region runs from base 184 to 1635 and encodes 483 amino acids.
CCAUCAUCUUCUUAUCUCCUUCCUCAGUGGCCGUUACAUCGAGAAAACCAAUGCCUUCACGAAACCCAUGCACCUCAUGAACUUAUCCCUCUCAUCUCACACUGUCUCUUCCUCCCUCCGAAGUAUAUGUGUGUGUAUAUACACAAGCUGAAACUAGCCUCUCCGUUUGUGUGCUAAAACAUAAUGCCGCCCAAAUGGAGAUGGCCUCCCGAGUUCCUGGCGACGGCGGCCUCCGAGCUCAAGGUGCAGAGAGGGAUUGCCGUGCCGCUGGUCACGAUGAACUUGACCUGGUUUGCCAAGAUAGCCAUCACAACCGUGUUCCUUGGCCGGCUAGGAGAGCUCCAGCUGGCUGGCGGCACGCUCGGAUUCACCUUUGCCAACGUCACUGGGUUCUCGGUCUUGAACGGGCUGUGCAGCGCCAUGGAACCGAUCUGCGGUCAGGCUCACGGGGCUAGGAACUUCAAGCUCCUCCGCAAGACCCUUCUCAUGUCCGUCGUCUUGUUGCUAGUGGCAUCAUUGCCCAUCUCUUUCUUGUGGCUCAAUGUGGACAAGGUCCUGCUCCAUUUUGGCCAGCAACGGGACAUUUCGCUCGUUGCCAAGAGCUACCUCUUCUAUCUCCUUCCUGAUUUAGUGGUCACCUCCUUCCUCUGUCCCCUCAAGGCGUAUCUGAGCUCGCAGGGCGUGACCGUCCCCAUAAUGCUCAGCUCAGCCCUCGCCCUCGCUUUCCACAUCCCAAUCAACAUCCUGCUGGCGAAAGCGAAGGGCCUCGAGGGCAUCUCGAUGGCGGUCUGGAUCACUGAUCUGAUGGUAGCGAUUCUACUCGCUCUGUAUGUGGCGAUUGCCGAAUGUGGCAAGGAUCGGAAUUGGAAGGAUGGUGGGUGGUGGGAACACGGAGUUGGCGAUUGGAUCCAGCUGCUCAAGCUCUGCGGGCCGUGCUGCCUCACCACCUGCCUCGAAUGGUGGUGCUACGAGAUCUUGGUGCUGCUAACCGGGCGCCUAGGGAACGCCAAGUUGGCGGUGGGAGUGCUCGCCAUCGUGCUCAAUUUCGACUAUCUCCUCUACUCCGCCAUGUUAUCUCUAGCGACAUGUGCAUCCACGCGAGUAUCGAACGAACUCGGGGCAAAUCGGCCCCAUAUAACUUACCAAUCGGCCUACGUCUCUCUUUCAGUAAGCGUCCUCUCGGGCUGCAUCGGCGCGAUGCUCAUGGUAGCAUCUAGGGGGAUCUGGGGCUCUCUGUUCAGCCACAACGGGGGCAUCGUGGCGAGCGUGAAGAAAAUGAUGCUCCUGAUGGCCCUGGUGGAAGUGGUGAAUUUCCCCUUAGCAGUGUGCGGGGGGAUCGUGCGGGGAACGGCAAAACCGUGGCUUGCGAUGUACUCGAACCUCGGCGCGUUUUACCUCCUAGCCUUGCCCUUGGGCGUAGCUUUCGCGUUCAAGGUGGGGCUCGGGCUAGCCGGGCUGUUGCUGGGGUUCUUGGUCGGCGUGGUCGCUUGCUUGAUGUUGCUGUCGGUGUUCGUCGCGAGGAUCAACUGGGACGAGGAAGCUAGGAAGGCCCAAACGUUGACCUCGAGCGCGCAAGAAGAACAAGUUGAACGAACUCGAACGCACGAGGAAAGAGGAAACCGCAUGGCGGCGUGAAAUUUGGCGGCCACCUUAUGAAGUUGCCUGCUUAAUUAGGCUGUUGGCUUGCCUCACUGACUUCGCCUACACAGUUCCCGUUCCUACUGUUCUUCCAAGCGUCAAUGAUUUUGGAUUAGUCUCUUAACUAAUAUAGACAGAAAUGGUGCACUCGAGUCGAAGGUAAACCACGAAACUAAGUUCGAGA